Molecule: messenger RNA, 1014 nt
Organism: Saccharomyces eubayanus
Lineage: Eukaryota; Fungi; Ascomycota; Saccharomycetes; Saccharomycetales; Saccharomycetaceae
Gene: NNR2
Product: NADHX dehydratase
Exons: 1
Coding region: 1-1014 (337 amino acids)
Biological process (GO): metabolite repair
Molecular function (GO): ATP-dependent NAD(P)H-hydrate dehydratase activity
Source: RefSeq, a predicted model, not a curated record
AUGUUAGCAGAGCUAUCACACAAAGAAUUGAUUAAACUGGCACAAAAAAGAUGUAUUCCACCUUUGUUGGCGAAGUUUCAUAAGGGACAGGCCGGUGGGAGAGUCUGUAUUGUUGGAGGGUGUGAAGAUUAUACGGGAGCACCAUACUUCAGCGCCAAUGCUACUGCUUUAAUGGGAUGUGAUUUGACCCACGUCAUCUGCGAAUACAAUGCAGGUACAGUUAUUAAAUCAUACACUCCGAAUCUGAUGGUGCAUCCUUACCUUCGGAUGAGCAACACCAACCUGGAUGUUAAUAUGGAUGAUCAGAGAGGAAAAAUCAAUUCCAUAUUGGACAGGAUCCAUGUCGUGGUCAUUGGACCCGGGUUGGGUAGGGACCCCCUAAUGUUGAAAUCCGUCAAAGAUAUCAUAAAAUACAUACUUGAAAAACAUGAGGGUAAGAUUCCAUUGGUCAUCGAUGCCGACGGAUUAUAUCUGAUAACUCAAGAUAAGGAGGUCAAAGAAAUGUUGAAAAGCUACCCCAAAGGUAGAAUCAUCUUGACGCCCAAUGUAGUAGAAUUCAAGAGAUUAAGUGAUGCCAUGGACAAGAAGGGGGACUCGCAUGCAGAGAUGGGCAGCUUGAUCGCUCAGGAGUUGAACUGUAUUGUGGUAGAGAAGGGCCAGUCAGAUAAGAUCUUCUCACCUAAUGGUGGGAAGGAUACACUGACAAACAGCACAGAGGGCAGUAACAAGAGAGUAGGAGGCCAAGGAGACACCUUGACGGGGGCAAUAUCAUGUAUGCUAGCGUUCAGCCGUGCCAUGUAUGAUUUCAAGAUCUGCGAACACAAAGAGAAAGAGGAAUCUUCCAAUAACGAAAACUUGAGAAACUGGAUAGACUACGCGAUGCUGAGCUGUUACGUGGGCAGCACAAUCACACGUGAAUGUUCUCGCCUGGGAUUCAAGGCUAAGGGACGUGCGAUGCAGACCACAGAUCUAAAUGACCGUGUGGGCGAGGUGUUUGCCAAACUUUUUGAUUAA